This is a messenger RNA of Oreochromis aureus, 1689 nucleotides long. Its product is annotated as tektin-5-like. Gene Ontology annotation, biological process: cilium movement involved in cell motility; cilium assembly. The coding region runs from base 296 to 1588 and encodes 430 amino acids. Lineage: Eukaryota; Metazoa; Chordata; Actinopteri; Cichliformes; Cichlidae. Gene Ontology annotation, cellular component: nucleus; microtubule cytoskeleton. The record is from RefSeq and is a predicted model, not a curated record. The transcript has 10 exons.
AGUGAUUUGAUUCUAUGACGACGGUCAGAAAUAAUGCAGCGAGGAGACCUUCAGGUUUGAGCUCAGGAUAAUUUUUCUUUAUUUUUUUUAAAGGUUUAUUUUUUCAUAUCACUUCAGCCGGUCACUUAUUUACUAGGAAGCCAGAAAGUGAGGAAGUUCACAGGGACUGAAGGGAGCUUCUGAAACACAACUCAUUGUUGAUCUGUGACUUUGAGAUCCAGCUCAUCGAAACCGAACUGUGUUCACUCGGUACCGUCUCGUCUCCUCUCGCAGGAUUCGUCCAAAGGAACAAAACAUGUGGGCGCAGUGUGUGCUAAAGGACAACCGGCCAUGUUUGAAUGUCAGAUUCAGUAUGCCUGUCCUGUCCAGCAAUAAAAUCCUGGUGAGCAGCAACAGGCCAAAGUCUAAGGAGACCAACCGGCUUGAAGAUGAAAUAGUCUAUAACCUGGGUGAAGAUAUUUCUUGGAUGCCUUCUGCCACUCGCAGCACCAUGAGGUAUCUCAGCUCUCGGCACAGGGAAGUCAGUCAGUGGCAGGCCCAGUUUUCUGAGAUUAUGCGCCAGCUGGAAAGAGAAGUCACUGCUCUGGAGCAGCUGAAAGACAUUGUUGACAGCUUUCUUCAAGAGAUGCAGUUGUGCCUUCAGCUGCUGAGCGACUGUAUUUCAGUCGUAAACAGCCUGAGUCCAGCAGUCCUGAGCCAGGACCCCGUCUAUGCCGAGCUGAGGAAAGAAGAGAGGCUGACGAACGACAGCGGAGAAAUUCUGCGGGCGCAGGUCUGCAUCCUGCUCAGCAAAAUAAGUUCUCUGAAGAACAUCCACAGUCAGCUGGGAACAGAUUUACACAACAAAGGUGAAGCCACCAAGUUUACCAUGAAAUGCAUGACCCUUGAACUCAACACGCCGAGCUCCUGCCCGCCUGUCGGUCAGUACAAGCCUCACCAUGUGGGCUAUGACACGUGGCUGUCUCACUGCAAAGACCUGAAGACGGCGGCCAACAUCCUGAUGAAGGACUCUUCUUCCUUCAGGGGAAACCUGAGGUUCUCUAUGGCCAAUAUAAAAAAUACCCAGAAGCGUCAGCGACGCAGGACAGACGAGGCUCUGAGGAAGAAAAUCCACGAAUUGACCAAAAACCAGGAAAUGCUGCUCUUGGAGAGGAAGCAGAUCAGUGAUGACAUUUCUGAUCAGACCAAAGAAAUACAGAAACUGAAGUGUGAGAUCAGGAGCUGUGACACCAAACUGCAUCAUGCUUCCCACCGCCUGGACAUCCUCAACCAGAGACCUGGAUAUGAGCUCUGCCGGGACUUGCCACACAUCAGCCUCACGCUGGAGAAUUACGACCUGGUAAAAAUAGGAGCUGGACUUCGCUCAACGCUGAAGCUCUCUCAUCAGAACCUGGAGCUCCAACACAAGCACCUGAUGAUCGUCGAGGAGAAACUGGCCAAAAAAACACACAUCCUAGAGGUGGAGCAGAAGUGUCAGAGCCUACUUCAGACUUUCCAGCCUGCCCAUGACACCGUCGUAGUACUCGCCAACAAGGCCAAACUUCACAAGACCACGAGCAGCUCCAGCUGUCAUGAAUGCUUUCAGUAGGGCACAUCUGCAGUCUUUUAUUCAUUAAAACACGUACGAGCCAACUCCCCUCGACUUGUUUGGAAUCAGUCUGCGCUUCCUCUUUGUUUUCAAGACUGAAA